AUGUCUGGAGAGAACAGGGCGUCGGGGGUGUGCCAGGUUCAAAGACCCGAUCCCAGGCGCCGCUGGAGCAGUCGGAGUACUCCCGGAGCUGCGGGAGUGAUCCAGGAGCAGUCAGGAGUGCUCCAGGAGCAGUCGGAGUACUCCAGGAGCUGCGGGAGUGCUCCAGGAGCAGUCAGAAGUGCUCCAAGAGCAGUCAGGAGUGCUCCAGGAGCAGUCAGGAGUGCUCCAGGAGCAGUCAGGAGAUACGAGCGCCCAACUGGCGCUCUGAGGCGAGGGGACUAG
Molecule: messenger RNA, 282 nt
Organism: Morchella sextelata
Lineage: Eukaryota; Fungi; Ascomycota; Pezizomycetes; Pezizales; Morchellaceae
Exons: 1
Coding region: 1-282 (93 amino acids)
Source: RefSeq, a predicted model, not a curated record